Choloepus didactylus (southern two-toed sloth) is the source of this 766-nucleotide messenger RNA. RefSeq names its product basic proline-rich protein-like. Lineage: Eukaryota; Metazoa; Chordata; Mammalia; Pilosa; Megalonychidae. The transcript has 2 exons. The coding region runs from base 4 to 420 and encodes 138 amino acids. The record is from RefSeq and is a predicted model, not a curated record.
ACGAUGGCGGCAGCGCCGAGCGGAUCGCCGUUGCCCGGCGUCGCCCACUGCGGCCCACUCCCCAGGCUCGGAGGCCUGGCCAGAACCGGGUCACUCGCACCGCCCUGUGUCCCGCCCCUGCGCUUCGCCGUUUUUCCUCCGGGCGCCCGAAGGGACUCGGUGCUGCCUUCCCCCGUGCCCCCUCCCUCGGGCCGUAAGGGUGCGGCCAACGAAGGUGCCCGGGCGACGCCGCAGGCCGGAUCCAGGCACCCGGCCCUCUCCCCGCCCGGCUGUGCGAGAAUGGAACGGCCCACGGUCCGGCUUCACCUGCCUCUGGUUAUCGGUAGCGUGCAGCUCUGUAAGGAGGGCCCCUCAAGAAUUGCCAGUCUUCAAUUCAUCACCUGGAAUGGCAUUUUACCCUUCUCGGCGAAGAGAAAAUAACAAGAACAUUAAAAUGGGGACGAGGAGUGAAGAACAGGUGAAGGAAAGGAGACAUGUCGCUGAAGUUUGCUGUUAACUCUAGUUACUGUGCGGAAAAUUUUCCUCAUACCUUCACUUACACCUUCCUCACUGGUUUCUGUAGCCAACGUGUUUAUAUAAAAAUAAGACUGGGAAGCCAGAAAGGUUAGUGUACAGAAUAUUCUUAGAACUAUAACAGAGCAACUAAUGAGGCCCUGUAUUAGGUUUUGUCGAUUUUGUGGCUGUGCCUUUGCUAAAACAAUCACAGUCAUCUCUCCGUGCCUUAAUACCUGCUGGGAAUAAUUUGCCUUUCUGCUGGUUGAAGUUA